Effrenium voratum is the source of this 5874-nucleotide messenger RNA. The record is from the annotation of a GenBank genome assembly. Lineage: Eukaryota; Dinophyceae; Suessiales; Symbiodiniaceae.
AUGCCGCUUGUUCGCGGCCCGGUCUUCGACUUGUUGCUACUUGAGCUCCUCGAGCUGCUGGACGGGCGGGCAACGCUUCGCCUCUUGGCGCUUUGCCGCGACGCCCGUAGGCCAGAGUGGGCGGCGCGGGGCGCCGCCGCGCGGAGGCUCGCAGAAGAUUUCGCGGCUUUCCUGCAAGGCGCGCGCGUUCGCUUGCCGGGCUUCGAGCUCUGCGACUUUCUCGAAGCGCGGGCCUGUUGGGACUUCAACGAGGAGCGGGCAAACCGCUUCCGCCCGCCCGCCUUUUUAGCCGGCGCCUUCUGCGCGGGCUCGCAGUUCCAGAUGCGGCGCUGGAUUGAUCGCUAUUGGCGCCUCCGGGGCCUCGAUCCAAUGGAAGUGCUGCAGCGGCUCAACUUCUUCGACUUGCUUGGGGGGCCAGAGUUUGACUUCUACCUCGGCUUGCUGCGCAAGGGCCAGGCUCGCUUCAUCUACUCGCGCGAAGUCGAUCGGCCUGGCGAUUUCCGCGGCUGCUUGGCGGCGGGCGACGAAGACGACGAGGAGCCGCCCUUCGACGCCGGGCUGGCCAUUGUGUUCCGCUGCGACCACUUCCUGACGGCUGUUUGCGCGCGGCAAGCUCGGCCGGCGCGGCCGCGGAAGAGAGGAGGCGGAGGCGAACAAACGGCGAGAGACGGAGAAGAGCGGAGGGAGAGCGCGGCCUGCUGCUUGUCGCCGCUGCUCUUUCGGCGCAGCUCCGGGCCCAAGCCACUUCCAGCUUCGCCGCGCAUGCUGCAAACGCUGGGCCAGCGGCCCCGAUGGGCCGACGUGUGGGACUCCGAAAGCGACGAGGGAGAGGACGACGUGGCGGGCGCGCGGCAGGCGCCCGCGGCCGCGGCUCUCUCUGAGGCCCGGGCUGACAACGGCGCUCUCUGGCGCGAAGUCGCCGCCUUUGCGGGGGCGACCACGGGGCCUUGCGCCUACUUGCGGCUUCCAACUUUGGCCUUGUGGCAGGCGCGGCUGCGCCGAAAGUGCGAAGACUGGCGCUUUCCGCUGCCUUCUUGGCGAUGGCUGGUCUACGGCGAGCCGCUGCGCCUGCACGCCGAGGUCCAAAUUUUUGUGCUCUUCCUAGGCUUCGUUUCGGAGCGGCGCCUGUCCCGGCCUUGCCGGCGGGCGGUCCGGGCUUGGCAAGGGCGGCUGAAGGCUGCCGCCUUGGACUGCGACUUUCCGUUUCCUGUGUGGCGAGACGUGGUCUGCUUUGACCGCUUCCGCCGCGGCCGCCCUUGCGUCCGGCUGAGUCUGGACCGGGCCCUGUUCGCAGCCGCGGGGUUCUUGAGCGGACCGCCGACAGUCGCAAAACGCAAGACGUUGCGGGCGACAGCCGGCGUGGACCGAGAGUUGCGCGCCUUGUCUUGCAAGGGAGUUGGCGAACGCCGUGGCCAUUUGCUCAAGCCCUCGACCGCGCCGCCGCCCUCCAGCUUUCUGCGAGCAGGACUCGCCGGCAGGCCGGCUGCCCCGUCGCAAGUUUGCCGGCGGCGCCCGCAGGACCAAACUAUGGCCCCCGGAGUAGGCCGAGAUUGCCACGGCUCCGCCCCAGCGCUCGGCCGGGGCCCCCCGCAAGUGCUCGGCCUCUUCUCGCCAAACCUCUUCGACGCCGUCCUGGUCGCCGGCCUUGCGCUCCAGGAAGUCGACCAGCUCGGCGCGCAGCUCUUCCCCACAACGCGCCUCCCGGUCUUGCGCCGCAAGGGCGUGGAAGAGGCAAUUUCCGUCCCCGGGCACGCCGACCACCGCCAAGACGCAGACCGCGGCGACCUGCGGCGGCGGCGAAGUGUCUGCGCGCAACGGCGCGGCCCGCGCGGGCUAAGUUCACGCAUUUUCCGCCGUGCCUCGUCCGAAGAAGCGGCCGCGCGCGCGGGCUUGCGGCUCAAUCGCCGCCGCCGCGGCCAAGCUUGGGAACUCCUGGCCGCGCGCGCCGAGCGCCGUCUCUCGGCGACUGCGGCGCAGCCCCUGCGCCGGAGCGAAGCAAAGCGACGGCGGCGGCUGCGGCCACGCCGGGGCCAUCUCGUCAAAGAGCUCGACUUCGACCAAGGCGUUGUAGUGGCCCACGCCGUCGUAGAGGAGGUGAACGACCGGCGCGUCGGCGUCGACAAGCGCCGGCGCCGGGAGAAGGCGGCCAGCAAAGCCCCUGCGACGCGCGCGGCCAAGGAGUUGGCGCAGGAGCUCUGCGCCUGGCCGGCGCCCUCGCCGCGCGCCAGCGAAGCCAAGAUUGCGGCCGGAGACGUUGACAUGGCUUCCGCUUCCGCGGCCUCUUCGAACGCCGCAGCGGGCGAGGCCCUGAGCGACGAGAGAGAGUUUCGCGUGGCUGUCUGGGUCGCUGCGGCAGGCGGCGGCGAUCUGCGCCUUGGCGGUCGUCGACGUGCCCGGGGAUGGGAACUGCCUGUUCCACGCGAGGCGGGUCGCUGUGGGGAGGAGCUGCGGGCGGAGCUGGCGAACUUUCUGGAGAGCGAGGCCUUCCGCCAGGACGGCUUUGAGGAGGUGUGGCUGGAGGAGGCAGAACACUUGCGGGGGCCUGCGGCGGAGUGCUGGGGCGGAGCCGUGGCCAUCUCGGCUUAUUCUUUGCUUCGACAGCGGCGGGUCUUCGUCCACGUCAAGGUCGCGGGCUCCGACGUCGUGGAGGUGCAGGACAGCUCCCACGCAGUUGUCGACGCCGACGCGCCGGUUGCCCACCUCCUCUACAACGGAGUGGACCACUACAAAGCCUUGAUCGAGGCGGAGCUCUCCGACGCGAUGGUCCCGGCCUGGCCGCAGCCGCCGCCGCCGCGCUACUUUGCCCCGGCAGUCGCGGAAGCUGCGGGGGCCACGGCGGCCGCUGUCUACGCAGAGGACUGCGUUCGCUUGCGCGCGGGGUUGACUUCGCGGCCAGGAGUUUCCAAGUCCGGCCGCCGCCGCGGCCGCCCGCAAGCCGGCCCGCUCAGGCCGCGGACUUGGCCGCGCGCCGCCGCGGCCCGCCCGGCCCGCUCCGGCGCAGCCCCGCGCCGCCUUUGGGAAAAGACCACGCCGGCGCCGGAGCUGCAGGACGACGUGAUGGAGGAAGUUGGCAAAGCCUUCGUGACCCCCGCAACCCAGACCUCCCACCCCCUCCGCCCUUUAGAGGACGGAGCGGUCUGGCCCCGCGCCUUCUGCGCCUUUGACGGCUGCGGGUGGGAGGCGGCGGACGGCCUGGAGGCCGACCUAGCCCGACAUCUCGAGGCGGAGCACGCCGAGGACUUGGAGCCCGUCGCCGCUCGCCUUCUCAGGCCUCGCUGCCCAGACGCGCUGUCGAGCGUUUACAACGAGGCGGUCGCUCAACGCUGCCGCGCCGACGCGCCGCUGGCGGGGUGCUCUUUGGACCGCACCGCGCUGCGCUCCUUUGCCAAGGCAACCGCGAAGGACAGCGUGGAGGCGCUGAUUUGUUUCUGCUGCGCCUGCGUCUACACCCGCGUGGCGGAGGUCGGGGAGCGGAGCGAGGUCCAAUGGCAGCGGCCACUGAGCCGCGCGCCGUCGGGGGAGCUUCUCUUCUUCGGGCGGCCGGCGGCUGCUGCGGCGGAGGUCCUCGGCUUGGAGCACUUCCUCAACAAGUACGACCAGCUCGACGCGCCCGGCAAGAAGUUGUCCGACCACGAGACCUUCGCCUCCUGGAAGUUGCGGCUGCCUGGGCCCGACGACGUCGAGCUCUUGUGCUGCCCGGAAGACCACCGCUGCGGCGCGGCCCCUGAACACGUCGCGGAGGGCGUCCUCUGCGAGCACUGCGAGCUGCCGGUCUGCGGCGAGUGCCUUGGCCAUCUCGCAGAAGCGGAAUUGCCCCCGCUCAGCUUGGCGAACGACAUGUGGACGGGCUACGCCCCGGAGCGGAUCUACGCGGAGGAGGCGACCGUGAUGGAGCUGAUCUGCGCCUCGCCCUGCGUGACCACCCUGAUUUGCAUGUCUAUGGAGGCGCGGUUCCGCGGCGAGGCCGGCGCCCUAGACGAAGCGGCUCACAUGGCCAGGCAUCGCUUCGGGGCUCGAGGCAACGCUCUGUCCUUCCCGCUGCCCUGGGAAGACGUCUUGCAAGCCUUGCAGGCGGGCGGCGACCGGGCGGCGGCGCUGCCGCGCAGUGGGGCGGAGCUCGGCCAACUGGUCCGCGUUCUGCUCAAGACCAACAAGAAAGGCAAGACGACCGACGCGGAGAUCAAGGGCCUCAUCCACCAGGCGAACGUGCGGCGGGAGGUCGUGGUCAACCUCGUCUUGGACAUGAAGCGCCUGGGCCAUCCAUCCUUCGCGGGCGCGGACGAGGAAGGCGUGCGACUUCGAGCCGCCGCGCUUCCGACCGACGGGGCGCCGCCCGAGGUGUUGAAGGUCGUGGCCCAGGUGGACGCCGACUUCGACGACGCCGAGGACAAGUUGCGGCCGCAGAAGGCGGCGACGCCGUGCGACGGGCGGCAAGAGGACGUCGCCGCCGCCGGCGCGACCUUUGCCGCCCAGCGCGCGCGGGCGGUGGUCGCGGAAGGUUGCGCGGAGGAAGACGCCAAUCAAGCCGCGGCGGCCGCGCUGAAGAAGCUGCGGGAGGAGCUCGCGACGGAGGCGGAGCUGCGGAGCAUGGAGAAGCUAGAAGUCAGGGCCGGCAAUCAGCUCGUGGACCAGUUCCAGCCCCUCUACUUCGCCGUCGCCUUCUGCUUCUGCUUCCCCCGCGGGACCGCGUGCCCAGACGUCCGGAACUCUGCGGCGCGCGCGGAAGAAGAAGAAGGGCGCCGCAGCAGGCGCGAGAGGAGCGAGACCGGCGCGCCCAGAGUGAAUAUCCGCGCCUGGGCCGCGGCCAUGCAGCGCCGAGUCGAGGCGCAGUUCCGACGCGACUGGACCUUCGGCUUCGCAGUCUGGAACUACCUCUUCCGGACGGCGGUCAACCUGCAGAAGAACGCCUAUAUGUUUUCGGCGCCCGACGCCGACGGCGGCGGCUAUCACUCACCAAAGCCGGAGGAGAUCGUCGCGGGCGCCCAGGAGCUCGCCCGCCGCUUGAACGGCACUUACACGGACGUCAACGGCGGGGAGAAGCCGGUCCGCGGGGAUUUGACCAAGCUGCGCUUCGCGAACUUGCAGCCCGCCGCCCGCAAGAUCUUGGCCAACGUCGAAGCCCGGGCCGCGAACAUCCCCGGGACCCACGAGGCGCGCAAGACCAUGCGCCUCCAGACCCACGCCUACCGCGUCUGCUACGGGACCUCGAUCUUCUUGACUUUCUCGCCUUCGGAGCGAGACACUGCCCUGAUGCUGCGCCUGGCGCGCGUGCGAGAAGAGGACCCCGCGCUGCUGCGGGACGGCGCGAAGAAGUUCCAGGCCCGCGGCGCGCCGGCGCUGGACGAAGAGUUCUGCCGGCUCAGCCCCGAGGCCUUGGCGGAGAGCCUGCCGAACUACGAGGACAGGCGCGCGCUGCUAGCCAGGGACCCGCUGGCCUGCGCGGAGGGUUUCAGGACGCUCGUGCUCCUGACGCUGCGCCACCUUUUGGGGGUCAGGUUCUGCCCGCGCUGCCCCAACUGCGCCGCUUCGGAGCGGCCGUGCAGCGACGCGUUCGGGAGCAACGCCUUGGCCACGGGCGGGGUGUUGGGCAGAGUCGACGCGGUGUUUGGCUCCAUCGAGCGCCAAAAGAGCGGAACUCUCCACGCCCAUUUGCAAGUGUUCGUCCAGUGCCGCCAUCAGCGCGGGUCGCUGGCCGGUAUGCCUCACGUCCGGCGCUCCGUCUACUGCGACCCGGACGGCUGGGAGCACGAUCGGGCCGCCGUGGAGGAGGAGUGGCCGGAGUACAAGGACUGCGCCUUGAUGUUGAGCCGCCCGGCCUACCAGGCGAGCCGCCGGCUGCAGCCCGAAGAGUGGACGCGGCAAUACUUGGCGGAG